This is a messenger RNA of Chara braunii, 2025 nucleotides long. The record is from the annotation of a GenBank genome assembly. Lineage: Eukaryota; Viridiplantae; Streptophyta; Charophyceae; Charales; Characeae.
GCCAGGUGUCCACAUUCGAACCUGUCGAUUUGGAGGAGGUUGCAUGGCAUCGGUGUACAGCUGCCACCGCACCUGCAUGAGAGGGUGCAACGCGUGUUGGAGAUGGAGAAGCAACGAGGGGGAAAAUCCUGUUCUGGGUGGAGGAGAAGGGGGCGAAGGCGGGAUCGCUGCGGAUCCAGGGGAGGCACCGGGUGGGGACACCAUGGAGGUUGACAUCGGCGAGGAUGAGGGGACGAGGGGUGUUGUGACAGGCGGCCUUGCUACUGCAGGGAGGGCCAUUUCCUCGCAGGUUGUGAUGCAGGGGGCGCGCAGACGUGGCCCGACGAGGCAGAUGAGCAUCAGGGGGUUUGCGAAGAACUCAAGGCAGGAGGACAUAGAUGACUCCUGCAGCGAGUUCUUCGUGGAGAACGCCAUACCGUUCAACGCUGCCAGAAGCAAGAGCUUCAGGAAGUUCAUGCUGACAUGUAUCGGACCACAGCCUGUGGGGAGUCAUCCACUCGUGCCUACUGGGUACAACCCCCUCAGAUGCCGCCUGCUCGAUCGUUUGAACACCAAGGCCAACAAAAUAGUAAACUUCUUCCGGGUUCACAGGUGGCCUCGGUCGGAGUUGAGAACACAACUGUUGAAAUACACUGACUUGAAAUGCACCUGCCUCCUUCGGCCUGCUCAGACAAGGUUUGGGACGAACUAUGUGAUGCUGCAGCAACUCGAGGUGUGCGACAGGGCCAUCGUGCGUAUCGUCACUGGACAUGGUUGGGAGACCAUGCUGUGGCGAGGGGAUAUUAGGGCGAAGGCCUACUUCGUGGAGGAGACAGUUAUUGACAAAGCAUUCUGGGCUGAUGUCAAGAAGCUGACUGCCGUCAUGAAGGGGCCUUAUAAUGUGUUGCGAGAGGUGGACAAAGAUGUCCACUGCUUGUCACGAAUCUAUGAUAUGGCGUGUCGGCUGCCUGGCUUCGUUCGCUCGGCCCCCCUCCCUGCGGACCAGCAAGAUGACCUUCUCAGGGAUGUCGGCAACAGGACGGACAUGCUGCUCAGCCCCAUCCAUGUCGUUGCACGUCUGCUGGAUCCUAUGUUGAGGGACAUUACCAUUUUCAGUAAUGUCGACCUCAUGGCACAGUUCGAGAGCGUUGUGGAGCGGCUGAUCGGGAAGCGUGGGAGCUCGAGAUUUGACGACUGCAUGGACCAGUUAUAUGAGUUCCAGUUUGGGAGAGGAGUCUUCGGCACCCCGCAGGCAAAGAAAUGGGCUGAGAAGGACAAUGCGGUGCUAUGGUGGGAGGCGCAUGGUGCAGGGCAUCCAGAGAUCCGAGAGCUGGCGCUGAAGGUUGAGCAGCAGCACGAGCGGUUUGUGCAGCAGCAGGAGCAGCAGCAGAAGCGGGUUGAGCAGCAGCAGGAGCGGGUUGUGCAGCAGCAGGAACACGUUGAGCAGCAGCAGGAGCGGGUUGUGCAGCACGAGCAGCAGCAGCAGNAGCGGGUUGAGCAGCAGCAGGAGCGGGUUGUGCAGCAGCAGGAACACGUUGAGCAGCAGCAGGAGCGGGUUGUGCAGCACGAGCAGCAGCAGCAGCAGGAGCGGGUUGAGCAGCAGCAGGAGCGGGUUGUGCAGCAGCAGGAACACGUUGAGCAGCAGCAGGAGCGGGUUGUGCAGCACGAGCAGCAGCAGGAGAAGCAGCAGGAGCAGCAGCAGGAGCAGCAAUAGGAGCAGCAGCAGGAACAGCAACGUGGGCAAGGGGAUGAGGAGGAGCAGCAGCAGCGAGGGGAUGAGGAGCAGCAGCAGCAUGAGACGGAUGGGGAGCAGCCGCAGCAUAGGGAGAAGGAGCAGCAGCAGCAGAGGGUAGAUCCCGCAGUCCAGCAGGAGACCGCAGUGCAGUCAUCCAGAGAUGUGCACGAGGAUGGUGAGGCAGAGGGCGAGCACGGUCGCAGCGCGGUGCGAGGAUUUUACGGUUCUUCUCAGCGGUCGCCUCUCGUUGGGCGGCAUGGAGCACAUCCCGGCCGUGUGUGGGAUCCCCUCGCUUAUCGUGCUCCGCGAGG